GCGACAAACUUCGGCUACACUUUCGACAAUAUCGGUAUUGUGGUCUCGGCGUGGCUGAGGAAGGUGAAUGUCACCACCUACGCGAGGUACAUCUUCGAUUAUCGUGCACUUGUGGGCUUUCGUCUUACCCUUGAGCAGCCUCCGGCCGUAAACGCGAUUGUAAAGCAGAACGGCAACGCUUAUGAUGUGGGCUUUGGUCAAGACUUCUGUGCUCCGAUCUUCAAUCUCUUACGCACAGAAAAUCGCCCACAGGCUUGGGAGUAUUGCAGUGGUGUACCAGACUAUGACAAUCCCCUGAUCGACCCAGAGCAGCCAAUCCGUGAUUAUCUCCAGAGCGUCUCUGACAGUGACAAUCAGGAGCAUCAACUAGAUCUCUUCUACGAUUACCGGAAUAACAAAGCGGCAUACCGUGAAUGGUACUUAUAUCUCGAGACGAGCCAGAUACCAGUUCUUGCCGUAUGGGGUGAAGGUGACCCGGCAUACGCGUCCGAAGAUGCUGAGGCUUACAAGAGACAUACAAAGAACUUGGAGAUUCACUUCCUAGAUGCAGGUUAUUUUGUCCUCGAGAUCAAGAGAUCUCUAGGCCUGUUAUCUUUGAGUGUCGACGGUAUCUUACGACACGUGAUACAGUCAUUAGUGAUUGCGGCUUUGCUAUAA
Alternaria alternata is the source of this 657-nucleotide messenger RNA. RefSeq lists its product as hypothetical. The transcript has 2 exons. The record is from RefSeq and is a predicted model, not a curated record. Gene Ontology annotation, molecular function: epoxide hydrolase activity. NCBI's taxonomy places the organism in Eukaryota, Fungi, Ascomycota, Dothideomycetes, Pleosporales, Pleosporaceae. The annotation marks the transcript as partial.